Messenger RNA from Seminavis robusta, 489 nucleotides. The record is from the annotation of a GenBank genome assembly. NCBI's taxonomy places the organism in Eukaryota, Bacillariophyta, Bacillariophyceae, Naviculales, Naviculaceae.
AUGCAUUGGUUAAGGCUCUUAUCAUCCUUGGCACUGUUACCGACAGUCGCCGGAACCGGUACAAGAAACGCCAACAACACUCCAAAGGAGAAUGAUGCUGAUGCUUGUGUUUCGCUCCUGUUCUACAACAGUGCAGACUGUCAAGGCGAACCAGUCCGAUCCAUGACCUUUCCAACAUGGUCCGCAAAACCGGGAGGCCCUUGCUAUCACGACAAAACGAUGCCUAACUACUCUGUGAAAAACCAACGGUGUGAUCUUGCUCGAGGUGCAUUUCACCAGAGCGUCUUCUCCUGCAGCACUAGUUGCGAGACCAAAUGGUACAACCAAUGGUUUUCGCCCGACGAACAGAAGUUUACAGCUGAAAGUUGCUUUCAUGGCAUCAGGCUUGACUACUGCGUGCAAGGACAAUGUCCUUCCAGUGCACAUCAGGCAGAUGAAAGUGCUGUUGUGCCCGUAGUGGUACCUGUGUUGGAAUCAUCCACUCGCUAG